AUGAACCACGAUCCUUUUAAAUGGGGGAGACCCAAUGAUGCAACUUACGGUGCCUACAAUCACCACAUAGCCCAAGCUACUCCAUAUGCGUACGAAGAGCAGCACGCUUCUUCGACUUCAACGACCACCUCUUCAUUCCCCAAGAUGAAUACUCAGAACCCAAUCAUCACGGGUACUUCAGUUAUUUCAUUGAAAUUCAAAGAUGGGGUUAUUCUCGCCGCUGACAAUCUUGGAUCCUAUGGAUCUCUUGCCAGAUUCACCAACAUUGAAAGGUUGAUUCGUGUUGGUAAAGAAACCAUCGUUGGGAUCUCGGGUGACAUCUCAGACUUGCAACAAAUUGAAAGGAUUUUAGAAGAGUUGGAAACCACCCAGGAAGUGUACGAUAACUUCGAUGGAGGUGACGACUUAAAGGCUCCACACGUACACGAGUACUUGUCUAGAGUGAUGUACAACCGUCGUUCAAAUAUGAACCCAUUGUGGAAUGCAAUCGUAGUCGGUGGUUUCGAUAAAGAUGGUAAGACCCCAUUCCUUAAGUAUGUUGAUCUCUUGGGAGUCACCUAUGGAUCAUCCACAAUUGCCACUGGGUUUGGUGCACACUUGGCCGUACCAUUGUUAAGACAGUUAAUACCAGAAGAUAAGGAUUACGUGAAUAUCACUGAAGAACAGGCAAGAGAGUGUAUCUUGAACGCAAUGACCGUUUUAUUCUACAGAGAUGCAAGAUCUUUGGACAAAUUUUCGCUUGUGACUGUUAAGAAUGAUGGAGAGUUCAAGUUUGAAAAAGAAUUACGUUGUGAGGGUCAAAGAUGGAAGUUUGCAAAGGAUAUAAGAGGAUAUGGAAGUGCCCAGCAGUAG
Messenger RNA from Dujonia railenensis, 852 nucleotides. Lineage: Eukaryota; Fungi; Ascomycota; Pichiomycetes; Serinales; Debaryomycetaceae. The record is from the annotation of a GenBank genome assembly.